AUGUCCCAGCUCCCAACCGAUUUUGCCUCAUUGAUCAAAAGAUUUCAGUUUGUUAGCGUCCUAGACUCUAACCCGCAAACCAAAGUCAUGUCCUUAUUGGGGACUAUCGACAAUAAGGACGCAAUCAUCACCGCCGAAAAGACGCACUUUCUGUUCGACGAAACGGUAAGAAGACCCUCCCAAGACGGUCGUUCUACCCCGGUCUUGUACAACUGCGAAAACGAAUAUUCCUGUAUUAGCGGGAUCCAGGAACUGAAGGAAAUCACCUCUAAUGACAUAUACUACUGGGGGCUGUCUGUGAUAAAGCAGGACAUGCAAUCCAACCCCACCGCCAAGCUGAACUUGAUUUGGCCCGCAACGCCAAUUCAUAUUAAGAAAUAUGAACAGCAGAACUUCCACUUGGUCAGAGAAACUCCUGAAAUGUAUAAGAGAAUCGUCCAGCCUUACAUCGAAGAGAUGUGUAACAACGGUAGACUUAAAUGGGUCAACAACAUUCUUUAUGAAGGUGCCGAGGCAGAAAGAGUCGUUUACAAAGAUUUUUCCGAAGAGAAUAAAGACGAUGGAUUCCUAAUUUUGCCUGAUAUGAAAUGGGACGGUAUGAACCUGGACUCUUUGUACUUGGUUGCCAUCGUUUAUAGAACUGACAUCAAGACAAUAAGAGAUUUGAGACACUGUGACAAGGAAUGGUUAAUCAACCUAAAUAACAAGAUCAGAUCCAUUGUUCCUGGUUGUUAUAACUACGCAGUCCAUCCUGAUGAGUUGAGAAUAUUGAUUCACUACCAACCCUCUUAUUAUCAUUUCCACAUUCACAUUGUUAACAUAAAGCAUCCAGGUCUGGGUAACAGCAUUGCUGCCGGCAAAGCUAUUUUGUUGGAGGAUAUCAUCGAAAUGUUGAAUUAUUUAGGUCCCGAAGGUUACAUGAACAAGACAAUCACCUAUGCUAUUGGUGAGAACCACGAUUUAUGGAAAAGAGGUUUGGAGGAAGAACUUACCAAACAAUUGGAAAGAGACGGUAUCCCAAAAAUACCUAAGAUUAUGAACGGUUUUAAGUAA
Saccharomyces eubayanus is the source of this 1053-nucleotide messenger RNA. It is a transcript of the gene DCS1, whose product is annotated as 5'-(N(7)-methyl 5'-triphosphoguanosine)-(mRNA) diphosphatase. NCBI's taxonomy places the organism in Eukaryota, Fungi, Ascomycota, Saccharomycetes, Saccharomycetales, Saccharomycetaceae. Gene Ontology annotation, biological process: deadenylation-dependent decapping of nuclear-transcribed mRNA. The transcript has a single exon. Gene Ontology annotation, cellular component: nucleus; P-body. The record is from RefSeq and is a predicted model, not a curated record. Bases 1 to 1053 code for a protein of 350 amino acids. Gene Ontology annotation, molecular function: RNA 7-methylguanosine cap binding; hydrolase activity.